AACUUAUCAUUCAUCAUGCAUCCAUUAUUUUUUUUCUAUCUAGUUGAUUGGGUAAAGUCAAAAAUCCGAUCAUUGCGAAAUAGUUUCGUAAAGGCGAAAAAACCUCCACCCAGUGGCAGUGCUAGAAAAAAUCCAUCUCGUCGAACCACUUGGAUAUUAGAGAAGUUACAAUUUCUAGCACCUCAUGUUGCAACACGGACUUCAAUUUCGAAUAUUGACUCUGAAUCCGUUGGCACUCCUCAAGACACAAGUUUCACCCAAGAGGAUGAUGAUGAUUACAAUGAUUUAAAUAAUGAAAAUGAAAAUGAAAUGGAACAUCAUGGAGUGGAUGGUGCAGUAGCAAGGUCUACGAGUCAGCCUAUACAAAGGCCAACUACUUCAAGGAAGAGACAGGCUGAAGAAGAAUUUAAUUUGAUUAAAACUUUAUCAAAUUCAAUAGCUGAGAAAAGAAAACGCAGAAAAGAAAAUAAUGGUGGCAACAUGUUGGAUGCUUUUGGAGUCUAUGUGGCAAAGGCACUUUCGGAAUUAGAUCCUAGAACUUGUCAUCUUGCACAAAAUAAAAUAAAUGGAAUAAUUUUUCAAGCACAGGCUGGUCUAUUGGCACAAACUCAAGAAAUACCACCACAAAUGCUUCGUGAACAAUCACAAAGAAAUUAUUUUCAUCCAAACAUAAGCAUUGGUAUGCCGUCAAAUUCAACACCACCACUGUACGAUGAAAACAAUGCAUCGUACAGAGAUGAUCAUAUGCAUAUGUCAGGUGCCUGGCGAAACUGAUAUGUUCACAUUUGCACACUUUUGUAGUUAUGGCUUGUUUUGCAUGUGUUUGGGUAAAAUAAAUGAUGUAAAAAAGUAUGUUUUAUAAGUGAAUAGAUUAAAUAACCUUCAAA
Messenger RNA from Xenia sp. Carnegie-2017, 887 nucleotides. RefSeq lists its product as uncharacterized. NCBI's taxonomy places the organism in Eukaryota, Metazoa, Cnidaria, Anthozoa, Malacalcyonacea, Xeniidae. The coding region runs from base 16 to 774 and encodes 252 amino acids. The transcript is spliced from 2 exons. The record is from RefSeq and is a predicted model, not a curated record.